AUGGCGAUACGAGGUACAACAGUCACUUUUGAGCUAGAUGUGCCUGCUACCAACGUGUUUGCCCGAGCAGCAGCAGAAACUUCAGCAGAUUGUCAAACCAAUUGUGAUAAUGUUCCAACAUGUGCUAGUAUUAAAUGUAAAUCGAAUCAGCAAUGCCAACAACAAACACGAACAGGUUGUGUAUGUCAACUGUACUAUUGUGUGGAUGUUUCUGGACCAGCCACGGGGACUAAUGUCGGGGGGAUUGUAGGAGGUGUAGUGGGUGGGGUUGGUUUAUUGAUCAUUGCAGGGGUGGUAUAUUUUUUACUAGUGUAUCGCAGAAAGCACCCGGUACAAGAAGAUGAUGACAUUGAAAUGGGGAGUACUGGAAGUCAAUAUGUGGACAAUGACAAUGAUAGCAGCUAUGUGAUCAGUAACAUAGACAGUCAUAUCGGAGACCCAAACCUGUCACCACUUCCUGGUGCAUCCAGUGGAGCAGGGAGUAUCAGGGGCACUGGUAGAGCGCUUGCACCACCAGAACGUCGACCUGCCAAUAGAAGAUUAUCAACUUAUGAAUCUUUCACUAGACCGACCGCUAGACAUGCGCCUAAAAAGGUUCAAAAUAGAAGUAUCAAUAACCAACAAAGACUUCAACAACAAAGACAACAAGAAAGAAUGCAACAACAAUUACAACAACAUCCAUAUCUUGAUCCAAAUACUUCAAAUAGAAACUCGGUUGCAACUUCUAUAUCCACUACCAAUGCAUCCAAUAUUCUACCAAUUGCAUAUAUUCCCGGGGUCACGGUAAGGCCUACAAUCAAUAAUACUAGAUCGAUCUAUUCAUAUGAGACAGAGUCAGUAUUUUCUGACUUGAACACCAUUGAAAAUGCAUCUAUUAUUGGUGCCAAGCACCAUCAUAUCGAUGGUGCUUCUCAAAAGGAUUCCACCAUGACUGCAAUUAAAGCACAACCUAGAUUAGUUAAUGUGGGGAAAAUUGAAGAAGAAGAAGAGGAAGAGGAUUACGAUGAUGAUGAUGACGAUGAAGUACAUGGAGUACAUGGAGUGGAAGAGGUUAGCGAUAGAAUGAAUGACAGUGAUAUUACCAGAAUAGAAAACUCUGGUGCUGGGGUUGCUAAAAACCAUCAUAUGUCACUCAUGGAUGGUACUACGGAUGAAAGUGAAGAUUCCGAUAUAGAUUCCGAUAUCGGAGAGAUUGUGCGGGCCACAAGUUUGCGGAGAUCAGAAGCAAAUGGCGCACAUCAACAAACCCAAGAUGAAGGGAAUUCAGAGACUCUUUUGAACCUCGUCGAGAUCGAAAGACCCCCACAGGCACCACUUGCAUCUGUGCAACUGCCACAAUCAAGUUUACAGGGAUCAUUUUUACUUGAUGUAGAUAUCUUAAGAACAACAACGAAAGGUAGUGGUGGAUCUUCAAGCCCUUUCGAGGAUCCGACUGAUCGUUUAUAA
[Candida] anglica is the source of this 1446-nucleotide messenger RNA. The record is from the annotation of a GenBank genome assembly. NCBI's taxonomy places the organism in Eukaryota, Fungi, Ascomycota, Pichiomycetes, Serinales, Debaryomycetaceae.